This is a messenger RNA of Xenopus tropicalis (tropical clawed frog), 3272 nucleotides long. It is a transcript of the gene ccdc66, whose product is annotated as coiled-coil domain containing 66. NCBI's taxonomy places the organism in Eukaryota, Metazoa, Chordata, Amphibia, Anura, Pipidae. The record is from RefSeq and is a predicted model, not a curated record. The transcript has 19 exons. Bases 131 to 3046 code for a protein of 971 amino acids.
GUUGUGAUUGGAUGUUCGGGGCGCCGCUUUCUCCCAGUGGCUGCGCGGUUUGUUGCGCGAUAUCACUAACCAACUGUACACAGAGCGGGGCCGGGACUGUCUGGCACUGGGACCCUCGCCUUCUGGGGCCAUGAACCUGGGGGAUGGCCUCAAGCUUGAGACCCAGAUUUUGGACGGGAAGACAAGACUCAUUUUGGCACCGUAUGGAAGUGAUAGAAAGCUUAAUAAGCAGGCAGGCAACAAAGGAAGGACGCAGAAAGUCACACAGCCCAGCCAGGUCCUUAAAUCUGUUCAGACCAAUAAUGUGAAGCCGGAAGCUGCCGGACAGAGAAUCAAAAGUGGCUCGCGAGACGGGCAGCCCAGCAAGGCGCAGGUUAACGUGCUGAAGGAGUUGGAGAAUAAACACCAGGCCCCUGUCCUACAGCAAAAUGUGCAGCUCCACAAGCAGGACCCGGGGAAAGCAAAGGCGCAGCCGAAAAGGCCGACGCACUCCGGCGCUCCCCGGCAGCAGCGCUCCCAGCCCAAGGUCUCGGCCGAGCAGCUCAGAGAGAGCCUGGUGUGUCUCACCCAAGAGCAGUUCCAGCAGAUUCUAAUGACCAUCAAUCAGGGAAACAAAAUAAUCACUCAGGAUCAGAGGGAAAGUGACGCGCCAGAAGCUGGUACCGAGGAGAACACGACAGAACCUGCACGGAAUGAGAAUGUUCUGGCAUCACCGGACCUGGAUCCCAAAGCUGCUGAGCAGAGCACCGACGUAUACAACACGAGGCUGCAGGGCGAUUUAUUCAGCACCCUGGGAGAACGCGAGCGAGACAAAAGCCUCGAGGAAGCCAAAAAAACGAAGUGGCGGAAAGAAUUAGAUGAGCAAAUUGCUACAAAGAAGAGGCUAAGGGAGUCUGCACAGGGGGGCUGGCGAUACUCCCGGCACCAGGGAAUGUCCAGCUCAGAGCCCGGUGGGUGUGACAGUGUGCAGCCGUCGCUACCAGAAGCACAGAAAGAUCCAUAUAGCAGCGACCGUGGCACCCCUGCCCAGGAUGAUAUGCUUUUCGGAACAUCCACCAGUACAGAGACCAGUGAUUCUUCACCCAUUGUCCUGAGUGGUCCAAGUGGAAGAGGCUCAAGUUUUAGCUCCCCUGAGCUUCCAGCUGCUAUCCGCAGUGCUUUUGUUUUGGGGGAAGCAGCACCAAUGGACCACCCUUUCAGUGCCAUCAAGCGGCAGCAGCAGAAGAAAUGGCUGGAGGAGCUCAAUAAGCAAAGGGAAGAAGCAGUCCUGCGCAAGAAGCUGGAAAAGAAGAAGAUGUUAGAGAUGGAGGAGACGGAGAAGUGGGCGAUGCAUUUUGACUCCUUUAAGAAGAUUAGUGAUCCCCAAACACAGGCCCCAUACACCCCGGCGGAACUGCUGCAAACUCAGAAUCUGUUACCAGCCCAACGGACUGCCCAUUCAGCAUCGGCAGAGCCAAGCGUUACUCCAGAUUUGAGUCCGACCCAGUGUGCAGGAUCCGAACUGCUCAGAUCGUCUCAGGACAACCAGAAAACGGGGUUCCUCCGUACCAUGACGGCCCUAUUGGAUCCGGCGCAGAUCGAGGAGCGAGAGCAGAAGCGGCUGAAGCAGCUGGAACACCAGAAGGCCAUAGCGGCACAGGUUGAAGAAAAACGCAGGAGAAAACAGCUGGAAGAGGAGCAAAAGCAGCGAGAGGAGCAGGAGGAGGAGCAGAAACUGGCGAUGGAGCGAGAGCAGAUGCACAGGCAGUUUGAAGAGGAUACGAAACGUCAGCGACAGAAAGAAGAGAUGCUGAAGCUGAAGACUAAAGAGCUGUAUGAGAGUAUGCAGAGGGCACAGGAGGAGGCUCAGAGGCUGAAGCAGCAACAGAGGAUGCGCCAUUUGGAGCACAAAGGACACGACAUCUUCCAGCUGCAGAGGAACGACGACACUCACGGUGAAGCCGCGCAGUUGGACGCCAGUAGGGCCGGCAGCAGGAGCACAGAUACGACUCCAUUAUACCCUCCGUCUGUAGCAAACAGCGCUGCGACCCACGUGCCCGAUGUGUUGGUUUCACCCCGAAAGGAUACCGCUGUGCAAACUGAUGAGGUUGACAGGGGAGUGACGGUGGGGGCGGCGCUACCGGCAAAGGACGCGGUGUGGGGGCGGAGCCCAUCCCCGGAGGUGCCCAUUGAAUUUAAGGCGCAAGGGAGGAAGCCCAGGAGCCUCCGAGAGAGAAGCAGCUCCAGGAAGGAAAACAAAGAGCUUCCCCACGAUUAUUACGAGCAGUUUGCGCGAGCGGAACGUCAGGCAAAGGAACCGGCCCAGAAGCCCGACUGGAACAAAAAUAAGCCCCCGCGGAGGUUUGUCCCGGCCUCUGAGAGGUACCCCAAGGGGCUGCAGCGGCAGCGGGAGGAGAGCCGCGUCCGGAGGCAACACGAGCUGAUGCACCUGCUGGAGAAAAACGCGCCCAGCAACCUGCAGCCCAAGAAGGGCGACUCCCCCAAAAAGUCUCUCCCCGGCGACGACGCAAAGGGGAAGCUGCUGGCAAAGAAGGCGGUGCCGGAGGAGCCAGUUGAGAAGGCGGAGCCCUACAUUAAAAGAUCUGAUUCGCCGCCGGUCCCCGCAGUGAAGAACAGGAUGCACCAGUCGCACAAGAGGCAGAAUUCGACCGCCACUAACGCAGUUUACAACGGGGGCGCCAUACAAGGGGGCACCUACACCGUCAGCCAGAGGGACGUCUCCCCAGAGAGCAGCGAGCAGGAGUCUGAGCGGCCGCCAUCUUCCAACUUCAUUCCUUACGUACGGACCAAGGAGGUGUAUUACCUGGAUCCAGACGCCCCCAUGUCUCGCCCUUCCACUCACGAUCCCCAGUACCAGCGCCCCGGGGAUGAACAGACCACUCGGCAGAUCUUCAGCUCUGACCACGCGAGAGACCCCCUGCUGAACCCCAGUGUCGUGAAGAACAAGGACAGGCAGCAAGCCAUUCUCAAGGGACUGUCGGAACUACGGAAGGGGUUACUGCAGAAACAGAAAGAACUGGAAACCGGUUUGAUGCCUGAUAUUUAAGAUCCGAUCGAGCGGAUUGGAAAUAAAGCCACGUGAUUGGGCCAAAUUGUACAUAUUUCCUGGUACAGUCUCGCAGUGUUAGUGACUAUGGGUGUAACGUGUCUCGUUUGUGUUGUGUGCUGUGCAAUAUAUAUAUAUAUUUAUACCUGUCUCUUAUAUAUAGAGUGCUCCUGUGUAUUUUGUAGGCUGUUACUGUGACUUUUGAUAAAUAAAUAUUUUUUUAUUA